Bubalus bubalis (water buffalo) is the source of this 1039-nucleotide messenger RNA. RefSeq names its product immunoglobulin superfamily DCC subclass member 3-like. The coding region runs from base 629 to 1039 and encodes 136 amino acids. NCBI's taxonomy places the organism in Eukaryota, Metazoa, Chordata, Mammalia, Artiodactyla, Bovidae. The record is from RefSeq and is a predicted model, not a curated record. The transcript is spliced from 4 exons.
GGAAGAGAGAGCCAGGAGCCCUGCGAAGCUGACCCUGCAGGCAGACGGGCAGAUGGGCAGAUGGGCCAGUGGGGGAGGAGGGGAUGACGCCAUUGGCCCCUGAGGAGCACAAUGCCCACGCCUGGGCCCCUGACCCCGCCACUGUGCCCACCCUGCCCCCUCCCUGUUGCCAUCGAUUGCAGCGGCCCAGCCGGACAGUGGCGGCCCUGCUUCUUGGACUGGACUGCCAGGCCCUCCUCGUGUGCUUCCCUGAGGUGCCCCCAAAGUCAAGUCCUGCCUCCCCACCCCUCACCCAGGCUGAGAGGGGCUCAAAACUGAGGGGAGGCGGUGGGCUACAGGAGGCUGGUGUGCCCAGGCCUCGUUGGCUGUCCCCACAGGUCCCAUUGCAGGCUCUGAGCUGGCCUUGGUGUGGGAGCGCCCACUGGUGCUGCCCUGCCAGGUGGAGGGUGAGCCGCCUAUGUCCAUUUCCUGGCGGCGGGAUGGACUGGCCUGACCAAUGCCAGCAGCACCACCCUGAUGCCCAACGGCUCCCUGCAUCUGGCCGCCCCGCCCUCUCACUGGAGCCUCCCCUCCCGUGCCCACGAGUCGCACUGUGUGGCCCAGAACUGCCUGGUGCUGGUAGGCCCAGAUGCAACUGGCAAGCCUGUCCUGCUUCCAUCAACAUCCAGUCUGUCAAGGAGGAGCCGGGUGGAUCACCUGCUUCCAGCGCAUGACCUGGGGAGUGCCUGAGCCUUCCAGUUCCUGGGAACACAACGGCGUGACGUUGAGUACCGCUGACCACAGUGGGAUCCCCACAGCUGCUGCAGGAGCCAGAGAUCCUGUCUGGGGCUCAGAACCCGAGGCUGCAGUGCUGGAAUGCAUUGCCACAGGCCACCCACGGCCACUGGUCUCCUGGAGCCGCCCGGGUGGCUGCUCCGUCAGUGUAGAGGGCAUCCAAGUCCCGGGCCCUGGGAACCUCGUGAUCUCUGAAGUGUUGGUCCAGCACUCGAGCGUCUACGUCUGCGAGGUCAAUGGGCCCAGAACUCAGAUCCAACGAUAG